Molecule: messenger RNA, 2763 nt
Organism: Sardina pilchardus (European sardine)
Lineage: Eukaryota; Metazoa; Chordata; Actinopteri; Clupeiformes; Clupeidae
Product: hyccin 2-like
Exons: 12
Coding region: 291-2420 (709 amino acids)
Biological process (GO): protein localization to plasma membrane; phosphatidylinositol phosphate biosynthetic process
Cellular component (GO): plasma membrane
Source: RefSeq, a predicted model, not a curated record
CACAAAUUUGAAAGUGCUGACUUGAAUGACUGAAGAGGAACUUAUGCUGCCAAGAGAUAUUAACCAUAGUUAUCGCAUGGCAUGUGGCCAAGCUGGAGUGACAUUGCCUCUGUUCUCCGGUUGGAGUCAACUGGCUAACGUUAGCUAAUACAGAUGAGCAGUCGACUGGGCGACCGAGGCUGCCAGUAACUGAUUCAGCCAGACUAGCAAGGGGACGUGGAUUUUUGAGUUACGCUGAAUUACAACUGAUGACCAACAUGAUGAUUACCCUUACAUAGAUUCUGAGGAAGAUGAUGAACACAGAGAGACGGGUGGUGGAGGAAUGGCUCUCAGAAUUCAAGACGUUACCUGAAACCCAGAUCCCCGGCUACGCUGGCAGCCUCCAUCAGAAGAAGCACCUGGUGACUGCGCUCUACCGGGUCAUCCAGGACCCGCACAACGAGCUGCUGGAGCCGGUGUGUCACCAGCUGUUUGAGCUGUACCGUAGCUCUGAGGAGCGGCUGCGUCGCUUCACGCUGCAGUUCCUGCCCGAGCUGCUGUGGGUCUACCUGCGCCUGACCGCCAGCCGCGAUCGCCACAGCAACGGCUGCAUCGAGGCCCUCCUGCUGGGCAUCUACAACCUGGAGAUUGUGGACAAAGAAGGCAACAGCAAGCUGCUCUCCUUUACCAUCCCAUCACUGUCCAAGCCCUCAGUCUACCACGAGCCAUCCAGUCUAGGCUCCAUGGCGUUGACAGAGGGAGCCCUGUGUCAGCACGACCUGAUCAGAGUGGUUUACAGCGGCCUGCAUCCACAAAGAGAAACCUUCACAGCGCAAAACAGGUUUGAGGUGCUGUGCUUCCUGAUGCUGUGCUACAACUCCGCCGUGGUCUACAUGCCCCCCUCCUCCUACCAGGCUGUCUGCAGGAUGAGCUCCAGACUGUGUGUGUGCGGGUUUCCGCGGCAGCAGCAGAAGGCGUGGCGGGAGCCGUGCAACCGCGUGCAGCUGGACGCCGACUUCAUGGUGCAGAUGCUGACCGCCGUCUACCACGCCACGUACAAUGGAGAGUGGGACAUGGGCAGAGAGGCACUGGAAGACAUCCUGUACCGAUCCCAGCUUGAACUCUUCUCCGAGCCCCUCCUGCUGGGGAACGCCAUGAAGCGCUCGCUGCCCGACUGCGCUCCCGACGGCUCGCGGGGACGAAAGGUCCUGCAGGUGGAGGUGACCCCAACGGUCAGCCGCAUCUCCCGCUCCGCCAUCACCGCCGCCUCCAUCCGCCGACACCGCUGGAAGAGAGAGGAUUGUUUUGACUACUCCACUGAGGACGAGCUCACCCUCGCCAUCCCUCCCCGCCGACACGCCGCCCACCAGGACCACCCGCCGGCGGCCAGUCAGGACCGAGGAGGGCGGGGUCACGUCGACAUUCUCGCGGUCACUCACGAGGAUGCGGACGGGAUGAGCGGUGGCGAGGAGUCCUUCAACCUCAACGACCCGGACGAGGGCUUCUCGUCGGGCGCGUCCAACAGCAGCCAGCCCAGCGUGCCCAAGCCCAGCGGCAGCAGCACCCGCAGCAGUGGAGGUGGCGGCAGCGGAGGAGGUGGUGGAGGAGGAGGAGGAGGAGGAGGAGGAGGUGGCAGCGGAGGGGUCACCCGCGGCAGCGGCAGCCAGAAGAGCAGCAGCGGCAGCAGCAUGAAGAAGAGCAUGAUGAGCCGCCUGUCCCGGGACAAGGAGCGCGACCGCGACAAGGAGCGCGAGCCCCCGCCCGAGAAACACAAGGAGCCUCCCGCUGCCGCCACCACCAUCGUUGUCCAAAUGGCGGCGCCGGUCGAGCCCCAGCCACCUCCACGCCGACACCACCACCACCAGCAGCAGCAGCAGCAGCAGCUCCAGCAGACGCCGCCUCCGUCCCCCCCCACGCCCCAGCCUACGCCCCAGCCCACGCCCCAGCUUGUGCACCCGACCCCCGCCGCCUCCCCUCCCACCCCUGCCCAGCGGUCGUCCUCGUCCUCGUCGCUCCCACCGCCGCCGCCUCCGGUGCUGACGGUGGACGACCCCGUCGAGCUGGACGGCAUCGAGCUGAGCCUCAUCCAGCGGCAGCCGAGCCUGCCCUCGGCCGGACUGCCCCGCGCCCGCACGGCCAGCACCUCGUCCAGCCGCUCCCUGGACUGCACGGACACCAGCUUGAACGGGAGCAGCGCGGGCGGGGUGGCGGGCGGGGUCGCCGGCGGCAUCGGGGGCUCUCUGGGCACGGGAGUGGACGCUGGUGGAGUCGGAGGAGGAGGGUCUGGGUCCGCGGCGGGCCAUCGCCACUCCACCAUCAGCCUGCAGGAGGAGCACCUGGCUGGGCAGAGGGGCGCCCAGGAGCUGCUCUCGCCCGGAGCUCCGCUCACCAAGCAGUCCCGCUCGCCCAGCUUCAACAUGCAGAUCAUAUCGCAGGUGUAGCGCCACACACACACACACACACACACACACACACACACACACACACACACACACACACACACACACACACACACACACACACACACGCACGCACACAGAAAAACACCCCACACAUACACGUUAGCAGACAGAAACUGCACCUAUUUACCAUCACAACUACUACAACUACUAUGACGACUACUCUUCCUCCUUCCUCCUCCUCCUCCUCCUCCUUCUUGUCGUCCUUCUCCUGCUGUCCUUCCUCAGCCUCCUCUUCACUCGUGGCUCCGUCAUACAGGCAGCCUUGCUGCCAGCCUGGGGUGCCAGGAGUGGAGUUUCGCCUGCCUGCUGGAGAGGAGGGGGG